Messenger RNA from Onthophagus taurus, 1090 nucleotides. RefSeq names its product shematrin-like protein 2. NCBI's taxonomy places the organism in Eukaryota, Metazoa, Arthropoda, Insecta, Coleoptera, Scarabaeidae. The record is from RefSeq and is a predicted model, not a curated record.
UCGUUCGGAUACACAAACAAGAUAACAUGAAGAUAUUUCAGGCUAUUUUCGUAGCUUCGUUGGUUCUUGGAGUUCUAUCAGAAGAACCAUCCAAGAAAGAGAAACGAGGUAUUCUCCAUGGAUCCGGCGGAUACAAUUCAAUCGGUGGAGGAUAUAGCUCUAUAGGUUCAUCUUAUGGAGGAUACUCUUCAGGUGGGGGAGGAUAUGCAGUUGGAGGUGGAGCAGGAAUUGGUCUCGCAGCUGGAAGACUUGGAGCUGGUGGACUUGGAGCUGGUGGACUUGGAGCUGGUGGACUUGGAGCUGGUGGACUUGGAGCUGGUGGACUUGGCGCUGGUGGAUUUGGUGGUGGUUUAGGAGGAGGUGGUGGAAUUACCCAAAACACUCAAUCAGUAAGCACCGUAAACCAAGCAAUCCCACUUCCGGUCCAAGUGCCAGUUCCAGUCACAGUUAAUCGAGCGGUCGCAGUUCCAGUCCCUGUUCAAGUGCCAGUUUCCGUUCCAAGAGCCGUUCCUGUUGUGGUUCCUCAACCCGUUCCAGUAACAGUAACCAGAACAGUGCCAUACGUCGUCGCAAGACCAGUUCCAGUGCCAGUACAAAGACCAGUCGCAGUUCCAGUACCACAAGCAGUACCAGUUUCGGUACCUCAACCCGUUCCAGUCGUUGUUCCACAACCUGUUCCAGUUAGAAUUAGUACUCCAGUAGUCGUUGCUCAACCAGUUGCUGUCGCAGCGGGUCCAGCUAUUGGAGGCUUUGGAAUUGGAGGAGGAUUCGGAGGAAUUGGAGGAGGAAUUGGUGGAAUUGGUUUAGGAGGUGGAUAUAGUGUUGGAGGAGGUGGUUAUGGAGGAGGAUAUGUUGGUGGAUUCGGAGGAGGAUAUGGUGGCCAUGGUGGAGGAGGUUAUGCUAUUUCUUCUGGAAUUGGUUUGGGAAAAUACGGAGGGAUUGCCAAAGCUUGGUAAAAAAUGUCUGAGAUAUUAAUGAUUAAUGAUCUUUUUAAUGAUGGGAGAUGUAGAUAUAGUGAUUUAGAUCGUAACAUCUUUUUAUUGUAAAUAAUUUUGUAUUUUUAUUGUAUAAAAUAAAAUAUUUAAUGUUA